Molecule: messenger RNA, 1331 nt
Organism: Pecten maximus
Lineage: Eukaryota; Metazoa; Mollusca; Bivalvia; Pectinida; Pectinidae
Exons: 3
Coding region: 151-798 (215 amino acids)
Source: RefSeq, a predicted model, not a curated record
AUCAUAAAUAAUGUUGAGAAAUAACACUUCCCUGUUUGUCAAUUUUAUGUCGAGUAGAUGUCACUGAUUGUUAUCGGACCAACUUGAAGACAGAAAACAUGGAAUUUUAGAGGACAGGCUGAACAAUAUUAUUGGAACUAAAUAUUGAGAAUGACAGACAUGAAGGAGGUGAUGAAGAAAUGUGUUUGUUUUGUUGCGACCACCAUAACAUGUGUUUCAUUGACAAGUGCAGCCCCUGUGAAUGACUCCACCGACACCAGUAGCAGUUGGUACCUGACACACCCUGUUGCUAUAUCUAUCUUGUCUGUAUGUGGCCUUAUUCUCACUGCAAUCGUCUUCCUAGUCCAGUGUGGAGGGUGUACAGAGAUGGAGGUAGGUUCAGAAAAUCACCCGGCUGCGGGAGGGGGAGGUAAAUCUGCGGGUGGCACUGUGACAUAUUCUUCUCCAAUGGAUACAAACUAUGACUCUAACACUGGAGUCACUGGUUUACCAUACUCUCUGAAUCCAAACAUGAACACAACACAAGGCUUCGCUGGAUAUCAAACUGUAGGAGGUAACAAUAUAGCAGGAUAUGGACAGGGAAAUAUGCAAACAGCGGGUGGCUAUCAGGCUCCGAUGUCGCCUAGUGCGCCCUCAAUACAGACUCAGGGUUACCAAGUACAGAGUCAGCCACGCCCUCCCGCACCAGGCCCACAUGCUCACAGGCCAGCGGUGGAGCCGCCGCCACCAUCUUAUAAUGAAAGUGUUAAUAAUGCAGCAAGCGGCCAUGGAUGGCUCACCCGCACUCCGACUUCCUAAUAUAAAUGUUCGUGAUAAAAAUUGUACUACAAUGUAUUUCAAAAGGAAUCUCUGCUACUAUGUAACUAUCAAUAUCUCAUCAAUUGUGUUUGAUUAUACUGAAUAAGAACAAAAAUGAUCUUCAUUGAUCUGGAGAUUGUUCCCAAUGAUGUGAUGGAUAUUUUAUAAGAGUGUCAUGAUAGAAUAUGAUGUGAUAGAUCUUUUAUAAGAGUGAUAGAAUAUAAAAUCAUGUAAAUACCAUGUUUGCUCAUGUUAGCUGGUGCAUGUAUUUACUGAGUAUUAAUUCACCUAUACUUGAUUCGACAUAAACAACUGUCAUUCAGAGAAAUGUUUCCAAUAUUUUCGUUUUUCUAUGUGAACUUUUCUCAGUUGAUUCUCAGGCAAUCUUCCCAUAGUGUUUAUUCCCAUCCUGCUCAAAAGGGAUAGAAGGUGUUUAUUUCAGCUAUGUGAUAUAUAGAGGUUACACAACGAGUGAUUGUUGGAUAGGGAAUUAAUUUCACACGAGUAAGUUAUUUUUUAAAAGUUACAAAAGA